UGCACUAGUCCUGAGAGCCAACAGCUCAGAGAAGUAGUCCAGCCACUCCAAAAGCAUUUCAGUUACUGAAUCUUUCAGCUGCAGCUUCACAGCACAGAUUUGACUAAAUCAUUGCUGAGUGACAAGAUCUCAUUUCUGUAUCACACCUGAGACUCAGAACAGAAGUGAAGAUGGGGAUGCAGCAACAUCCACACAGCUUUCUAAUCCUUCUCCUCAUCAUUUUCAUUGCUGGGAUAGCCUUCUCUGGCCCCUCGACCCCACGCAGGAGCAGAGUGAGACGUCAGAACAUGAAAGUCCGCAUCAACGCCACAGGAGACACCAUUGUGAUGAAGUUUUUGCGUCCCAACUCUGACACCAAGCUAGAGGGCUACAUCCUUGGCUACGGCAGCAGUAUGUUCUCCAAACAGUUCAUUCAGCUGCCUGAGAAUGGACAGCCAUAUGAGGCCGAGUUUGAUGCUGAGCCCAAGUACCUUGUAGCUGUGCAGCCCAUCCCAACCAAUGAGGUGAAAAAGCACUGCACAGGUAAAGUGGAACUGGAAAAGCCACUACAUUUAGUCAUUGGGUCAGUAACACCCACUUCGGUCCUCCUGUCCUGGGGAACCCUGCUGAAAACCCCCUAUGAAGGCAACAUCAUGAAUGACUGUCUUGAAGAUGGACACUACACAGUGCGUUAUCGUGAGAGGAACAGGAAGUGGAACUACCAAACCUGCCCAACCAGCGACACCGUAAUUGACCAUCUGAAGCCCAACGCAGUCUAUGAGUUUGGUGUUCAGCCCAAUUCAAGGGAUGGCACUGGAAUGUGGAGCAAACCAGUCAUCCACAACAUAAGCUCAGGGAACGUGGAGGAGAAGGCAAUCAGGAAAAUCUUUAAACGCCCUAUCACUUCUGUGAAACCUCUAACGACAGGCCAAGUCACCUUUCCCUUUACUCCUCGACAUGGGGCCAAGCACAGUUUUGCAGUUUCAAACUUUGACCAAGAUACAGUUCCCAAUAACAGGACCAAGAGCAGAAUAACCCUCAGCAGGGACAUGUCCCCAAAGACAACUCUUGCACCAACCACAACUACUACAACCACUACAACUACUACAACUACUACAACUACUACAACGACUAGACAGGAAUAUCCAUCAACCCCUGGAUCCACACUACCUGUGGUCACCAAACAGCCAAUCGGAAGAGACCAGCCCAGAUCUCUCUUGCCUCCUUCCCUGGUGACUCCGUUAUCUCCCCUUCCAGUCCCCCAGCACAAUAUGGAGAGACACAGGGAUCCUCUGAAUCAACCACAAAUUCCGUCCCCAUCCGAAAAUAAACCAGAGCCUCGACCAAACCCCCCACCUCAGCCAGAAUAUCCACAUCUACCACAGCCAAAGGUCCAAACCCCAAAACCUCAACUUAAGAACUGGGCCAAGGCAGAGUCUCAACCACAUCCUCAUCAUAAAUUCCAACUCACAGCCCAGGCACAACCACAAACGACAUCCCAGCCACAAACGCAGUCCAAACCAACAUCCCAGCCCAGAACUUGGGCUAAACCAUAUUCCCAUCCAACAUUUCAGAGCAUAUCUGACUACCAACCCCAACCAGAAUUCAAGUCCGUACCAGCGAUACCCACUGAACCAAAAGUAACAUCCCAGCACAUAGCCCAGACAAAACCACAACCCCAACCAGCAUCAAAGUUUACUCCCAAGACCAAACCACAGCCCCAACCAACAUAUCAACCCAUACCACUUACCUAUCAACAUUCUCAACCAGGAUCAAAGCCCAUACCCCAAGCCAAACAUAAACCAACACCCCAACCCAUACAGCAGACCAUUCUUCACUCACAACCCCAUUCAACCUCCAAGCCCCAACACCAGACCAAACCAAGUACAAGACCAUCAGCCCAACCCAUACCACAGACAAUUCUUCAAUCACAACCCCAUCCAGCAUCCAAGCCCAUACACCAGACCAAACCAAGAACCAGACCAUCAGCCCAACCUAUACCACAGACAAUUCUUCAAUCACAACCCCAUCCAGCAUCCAAGCCCCAACACCAGACCAAACCAAGCACCAGACCAAAAUUCCAACCCAUACCACAGACCAUUCUUCAAUCACAGCCCCAUCCAGCAACCAAGCCCAUACACCAGACCAAACCAAGAACCACACCAACAUCCCAACCCAUACCACAGACCAUUCUUCAAUCACAACCUCAUCCAGCAUCCAAGCCCAUACACCAGACCAAACCAAGCACCACACCAACAUCCCAACCCAUACCACAGACCAUUCUUCAAUCACAACCCCAUCCAGCAUCCAAGCCCAUACACCAGACCAAACCAAGCACCACACCAACAUCCCAACCCAUACCACAGACCAUUCUUCACUCACAACCCCAUCCAGCAUCCAAGCCCAUACACCAGACCAAACCAAGUACAAGACCAUCAGCCCUACCCAUACCACAGACCAUUCUUCACUCACAACCCCAUCCAGCAUCCAAGCCCAUACACCAGACCAAACCAAGUACAAGACCAUCAGCCCAACCCAUACCACAGACAAUUCUUCACUCACAACCCCAUCCAGCAUCCAAGCCCAUACACCAGACCAAACCAAGUACAAGACCAUCAGCCCAACCCAUACCACAGACAAUUCUUCACUCACAACCCCAUCCAGCAUCCAAGCCCAUACACCAGACCAAACCAAGCACCAGACCAACAUCCCAACCCAUACCAGAGAUAAUUCUUCAAUCACAACCCCAUCCAGAAUCUGACCCCGUAUACCAGACCAAAUCAAGCACCACAUCAACAUCCAAACCCAUACCACAGACGAUUCUUCAAUCUCAACCCCACGCAGCAUCUGAGCCCGUUCACCAGACCAAACCAAGUGCCGGACCAACAUCCCAACCCAUACCACAGACGAUUCUUCAAUCACAACCCCAUCUAGCACCCAAGCCCAUAAACCAGAGCAGUCUUAAUACCAGACCAACAUCCCAACCUAUACCGCAGCCCUUAGCACAACCACAACCACCGUCAAAUCACAUACCGCAGAUGAAACUAAAACCCAGUCAAACACCCCAACCUUAUAUCCAGACCCUUCCUCAAUCACAGGCUCAGACAAAACCACAUUCCCGAUCAAAGCCUCAAACCACAACCCAGAUCCCUGCUAGAUAUAAAUUUCAUCCAACACUUCAGCAUACACAUCAGAUCAAUUCACUACCACAACAGAAUCCCAAGACCCAGACACAACUAGGAGUUCAAACAACAAUCCAGCCCACAAUUAUAGCGCACCCACUGAACCUUCAACCAACACCUCAGUCUAAGAUCCAACAAGCCCUACAGCAGAAUAAAAUCAAACCCCAACCUCAACCACCAUCUACAACUCAGACCCAAAAACAACCUCAAUCAAAAAAAGAAGAGACUGAACCAACAACUAAGCAGCCAUUGAAGACUGAAAUUACACCUAAACAUAAGACCGAUGUCUCACAUCCCAAGCCCAAAAAACAACUGAAACCCGAGGGGCAACCCAAGCCUAAGACACAGGCUGAACCAAAGAGCCAAUCCAAGCCCCAACCAACACCUAAUCUCAAAAAACAGCCAAAGGUUAAACCACAAUCUCAACAAAAGCCACUACCAAGGGCCCAGCAACCUCACACAAAGAUUCAGAAAUUCCCACAAUCCCCCCAUCCAAAUAAGACCCAUACCCAAUCUACACCUUAUUCUGAACCUGCUCAUCAGUCCCAACCUUCACCAAAGGCCCUGUUGAAGUCCAAACCUGAUCCUUUACCCAAGCCACACUCUGCAUCUAGGUCCCAACAACAACCUCAACCUGGGCCUCAGUUUGAGUCUCAGUCCAGGAGCUACUCUGUUACCACCAAGGCCACCCCAAGGCUGGCUGUUACGACGGCUCCUAGUCCACCAGAAGAGGGCAAGCCCCUACCAAGACCUGCCCUGGCUUCAGAGAAGGCUGGUGGUUACAAUCAGGGUACUGGUGUUGGCAAACCAUCCAUUGCUGAAGUUCCUCAGUCUCCUAUUAGCUCAUCAGUUCCUCAAGCAGGAAGAAACGGCACUCUGUCACGCAACCGAGUUCCUCCAAAUUCCAAUCGUAAAAGUGUCCGACCACUCACUCCAUCCAAGACAUUCACCUCUUCUCAAAGCUCCAGCUCACCUGGUGCAAUCGGUGGAGCACAUCACAGGGGCAAUGCUCUUCCUAAACCUCCAGCGUGGCCAAGAGAGAAACCUGUGCUGCGUCCAUCUAUUCCUGUCAACAAGAGACCUAACCUGGUGGGGAAACCUAGUGACCAUGAUAAACCCAUGGACCUGAAACAAGGAGAGAAGGAGUCCAUCUUGAAGCCAUUCCCGAUGGUCACAGCCAAACCGAAGCAAGAGCGCAGACAACAGACAACCACCUCCGCCCCUGCAGUAAACAGCAGUCGCUUUGACAUAAAUGAAAAUUCUUCCAUAUUCAGCACUAUGCCUGCGUCUGAGGUAGACAUCAUGGGCAAGAAGCGCUUCGUCGCUCCACAUGUGAUCUACAAGACAGAUAAGAAGCCAGAUGAGCCAUGCUCCAUCACUUCCUCCCUUGCUUACUUCCCUGAUGAAGAAGGAGCUGAUCAGAAUGUGACAGGUCCUCCCCGUGUACCUCCCUCCAAUCUCACUGUGGUCACUGUGGAGGGCUGCCCAUCUUUCGUCAUUCUCGACUGGCAGAAAUCUGACAAUGAAACUCGAGAGUAUGAAGUUGUAUCCACCACUACAGGACCAAAAGGACAGGAGGUGUCUAUACUGACAACCAACCAGACACACACAGCUGUGGAAAAUCUCAUGCCAGAAAGCAGUUAUGAAUUCAAAGUUACACCAAAGAAUGAGCUGGGAACAGGACCCUCCAGUGAUCCUGUGUCUUUCAACACUGAAUCAGCUGAUCCACGAGUGAGUGAAAAUGUAUCAGGCAAAGAUGCCAUCUGGACACAGUUCCCUUUUAAAUCUGAUUCCUACUCCGAAUGCAAUGGAAAGCAGUACGUGAAGAGAACCUGGUACCGAAAAUUUGUUGGCAUCCAACUCUGCAACUCCUUGAGAUAUAAAAUCUACCUGAGUGACUCUCUCAAUGGGAAGUUUUACAACAUAGGAGAUCAGACAGGACAUGGUGAGGACCACUGUCAAUUUGUAGACUCUUUCCUGGAUGGAAGGACUGGCACCCAGAUGCUUGCAGACCAGCUACCAAGCAGGCUAGGGUACUUCAGAGCGCUGAGACAGGAGCCUGUGCACUUUGGAGAGAUUGGAGGGAAGUCCCAUGUUACUUAUGUUGGCUGGUAUGAGUGCGGUACACCCAUUCCUGGGAAAUGGUAAGACCCACAUGACUGUCAAGGAGGGAUAACUUGAUUCAGAAGAACAACAACAAGAAGAGGCCCGAUAAGGCUUGAAGAGAGGCUGGGCUUUCUUUCAUAUUACCAUGGACACUGUAAAUGGGUUUGAACUAAGCCCUCUCUCCCAGGUAUGAUCCUGUCCAAGACUAUUGGGUGUCACAAAACUCCUCAGAGCACAUUCGCUACAUUGGUCAUAAUUUCUGUAUUAACCAAAGAUGCCACAAUAGAUGAAAGGAUGCAGGAGUUUGAGUGAACCAAAAUGCUGAAUAUACAGUAAUCACAGAGAAGUUGUUGGGAAGCUGGCUCCCAAAGUGUAAUAACUUGUAUGAUGUUAUUUAUCAAGGGGAUUGUUAUUGAAGUUUCUCUGUGUGCUCUGGCUUUUAAUAUAAGAAAGUUACAAUAGUUUCCAAUACUUGCAUGUCGGUGAGCAGACAUGCUGUUCACACACAUCUGUAUACAGAAAGGUGCCAAUCAUGCUUUCACUGUACAAUUUGACUCUGUAAAAUACAGUAAAUACAGACAUGCAGAAUCGACCUUCUGCUGGCCCUAAGGGAUUAUUAGCAGUUGCAGUUUGCACAGUAUUAAACUUUUGUUCAUACAGUAUAUGUAUAUGAUGUCAAAUACAAUAUGUAUACCAGGGAUAAUAUAGUUUUGAUGCAUUUCAGGUAAAAGAAAAACAUCUUUAGCGAAAUUAAUGAUCUAUUUGAAGCCAAAGCUUGAAUCUUUUGUUUGUAUGGAGUAACAUGGAAGAAAAGUUGUUUGUGUCUUUAAUGCUUGUGUAGUCUCAGUCUGUGUUCUAAAAAAAUGACAUAAAAACACCAAAAUCAACUAAGGUUCCAUGUUAAAUUACAUAUGCAAAUGACAUAAUUUAUGUUUUGUGUUCAAAUAACUUCCAAGUGUACAUAAAACUAUAAAUCAAUGGAAAUUUGUCACCUCUGUCUUGAUAGCAGUCGUUUUAAGCACCAUGUUUUUUCAG
Molecule: messenger RNA, 6302 nt
Organism: Cheilinus undulatus (humphead wrasse)
Lineage: Eukaryota; Metazoa; Chordata; Actinopteri; Labriformes; Labridae
Gene: abi3bpa
Product: target of Nesh-SH3
Exons: 24
Coding region: 171-5309 (1712 amino acids)
Biological process (GO): positive regulation of cell-substrate adhesion; extracellular matrix organization
Molecular function (GO): protein binding
Source: RefSeq, a predicted model, not a curated record